Messenger RNA from Aegilops tauschii subsp. strangulata, 447 nucleotides. NCBI's taxonomy places the organism in Eukaryota, Viridiplantae, Streptophyta, Magnoliopsida, Poales, Poaceae. The record is from RefSeq and is a predicted model, not a curated record.
AUGUAUGUGAAUGGAACCAGCGACCUUCAUCAUCCAGAACACUCCUCCUCUCUCCCUUCCUCCCUUGCUCGCCUCUCUCUCGAUCUGGAUCGGAGCCGAGCGCCGCGGUCGCCGUGGCUACGAAAUCGUCGCGACCACCCUCCAACCCGAGCUGCGCCAAGGCAUCUAGGAGGACCGGUGCCCUUGUCCUCGUCCAUCUCGAGCACCAGGACGAGCCGGGCCGCCCCGCAGCUCGCCGUCGCCGUCGUCCUUCCCCGCGCACGCUCCUCUGCUUCGCCAUCUCCCUCGAAGCUCCCGACGCCCCCGGACCACCCCGCGUCCUCCCUCCUCGCCGGCAACCGCCGCUAUGUCGGAGUCCAGGAGCCAGAUGCCACCGUUGAUGCCUACUACUACGUGGAGACCGCCGACGAACAGGAGUAGUUAGGAGGCUCCCAGGUAGGAGGCCUU